This is a messenger RNA of Melospiza melodia melodia, 4557 nucleotides long. RefSeq names its product Sad1 and UNC84 domain containing 1 (gene SUN1). Gene Ontology annotation, cellular component: nuclear envelope; meiotic nuclear membrane microtubule tethering complex. The coding region runs from base 246 to 2966 and encodes 906 amino acids. Gene Ontology annotation, molecular function: protein-membrane adaptor activity. Lineage: Eukaryota; Metazoa; Chordata; Aves; Passeriformes; Passerellidae. The record is from RefSeq and is a predicted model, not a curated record. The transcript is spliced from 23 exons.
GCUCUGCGGGGCCCUGCGCGUAAACAAUGAACCGGCACGCUGCUGCUCUCACCGCGCCUGAAUGCGGGGCUGGUUGCUGCUCUCACCGCGCCUGAAUGCGGGGCUGGUUUCUGUCAGCCCUCCCUUUAAAAAGCGUUUCGAGAGGUACACGAUGUGAACGUGCGGUGUUGUGAUGAACCUGUGUUUUGCACCUGUGUUUGGGGAUCUGUGCCGUAAUGCUCAAUGUAUGAUUUGAAACUGUCACCAUGGACUUUUCACGUCUACACACGUACACCCCUCCCCAAUGUCUGCCAGAGAACACUGGCUAUACAUAUGCUCUCAGUUCGAGUUAUUCUUCAUCUGCUUUGGAUUUUGAGACUGAGAACAAAAUAGAUCCAGUGUUUGAUUCACCCAGAAUGUCACGGCGUAGUUUACGGUUGGCUGCUGGAGGAUACAGUAAAUCAGAUGAUGGACAGAGUGAUUCCCUUCAUGACAGCUCUUAUGCUGGAAACAUGUCCUUCAGGGAUCAGUCUAAGGUGGCAAAGCAGCACAGAAGUGUGAGCAAGCAGUCUGGCAGUGGAAGACAUGUGCCAAGGAAAAAUCUGUCCAGCUCAUCUAUUUUUAGCCAGAGCAGUUUCAAUAGCCAUGCCAGUGAUACAUCAAUGAUAUCCACUGUAUUGGAUGAGUCUCUGAUUCGGGAACAGACAGAAGUUGAUCAUUUCUGGGGCCUUGAUGAAGAAGGUGACCCCAAAGGCAGUGACACCACGCUGCUGCUGCAGGGCAACGGGGACAUUGCAGCCCCGGAGCUGCAGCCCACGCUGAACGGCUACACGUGCAGUGACUGCAGCAUGCUGUCAGAGAGGAAGGAGGUCCUCACUGCCUACUCAGCUUCCCAUGUGCCAUCCUCCAGGAUCUACACGAGGGACAGGAGCCAGAAACAUGCAUCUAGAGGAACAUAUUUCUACAUGAGUAAGAUUCUGCGAUUGGUCAAAAAUACUGCAACAUCUUUUGCAUCACUAUUAGUGCAACUCUUUCAAAUGGUUUUGCUGAAGCUGGGUUAUGAAUAUAAAGCUCACUCAGACUACUGUGGAAGCAUGAAUGUAAAGGAGUUCUACAGAGAAGAUCAUCACCUUGGCGUGAAUGAGGAGUCAAUAUGUGAUGACUGUAAAGGGAAGAAACAUCUUGAAAUGUACACCACAGACCACAUGCAGUCCUCAUGGGCUAAAAGGGUAGCAAGGACCAUUGGGCACACCUUUUCUUCUGCAGGUUACUUUGUGCUUCACGGGCUGCGAGCAGCGGGAGCCGCGGGCUGGCUCGUGUCGCAGAAGGUGUUGUCUCUACUUUGGCUGGCCAUUCUCUCUCCAGGGAGGGCAGCUUCUGGCAUGUUCAGGUUGCUUAGAACUGGGUGGUAUCAACUUGUUACUCUGAUGUCUUUGCUCAAGGUGUUUCUUGUAAGAAGAUGCCUUCCAAAGAACUACAGGUGGUUACUGUUUCUUAUCCCACUCCUGUUUCUGCUAGGUUGGUGGUUCUGGGGGCUUGAUGGCUUCAUUUCCUUAUUACCUCCAUUGAACUGGACAAGAAUUGGCACAAUACAGAGAACAGAAGAUUCUGUUCAUGUUCCUGAACCACAAGAUGACUCUUUUCAUUCUGUGCAACCUCCAAAGGAUACCAUAAAUAUCUUUGACUUUGGUCGUAUAAGUGAGCUGGAAAAGCAAAUGGCCUUCGUGUCUGACAGAUGCCAUGACCGAAACAAAGAAUACAGCAAAGUGAUGAGCCUGCUCCAGAAUCUUCAAGAUCAGGUUGCCACAAUGAGUGACAGAAGUGAAACCUUGAAUUUAAUAAAAAACGUCGUGAGUCAAUAUCUUAAAGAUAUGAAAUUGGAGGAAAAGGCUGAUUUCCUGGCUUUACACAAAGAGCAUGAGUUGCGCAUCCAGACGCUGGAAGAACUUCUUAGAAAACUCUCAGCUGAAUCCAAGGACAUCCAGAAGGAGUUCGACCUGGCCAAAUCAAAAUCAGUGAGAGAUGAUGAUCAAUACAGUCUACUUAUGUCCAAAAUUAAAAAGCUAGAACUGGAGCUGGCUUCUAUGAAAUCAGAGCUGUUAUCUGGGGAAAGUGUGAAGACAAGUUGUGAGAAAAUGGAUGUCAUUAAUGAAAAAGUAGAUGCCCAGGUCAAGGAAUCUGUCAAGCUAUUGCUUUUUGGUGAUCAACAAGAAGACUUGCCUGAAUCACUUCUCCAGUGGCUUACCUCCAAUUUUGUGAGCAAAAGUGAUCUACAGACUGUGCUGAGGGAUCUUGAGUUGCAGAUCCUCAGAAAUAUUACUCUCCAUAUGUCUGUAACAAACCAAAAAGUAACAUCUGAAGUAGUUACAAAUGCUGUGACUAAUGCAGGGAUUUCUGGAAUCACAGAAGCGCAAGCACAGAUUAUUGUAAAUAAUGCACUGAAACUCUACUCUCAAGACAAGACUGGGAUGGUGGAUUUUGCCUUGGAAUCUGGAGGUGGCAGCAUUCUGAGUACUCGCUGUUCUGAAACCUAUGAGACCAAGACAGCAUUAAUCAGCCUCUUUGGAAUUCCUCUGUGGUACUACUCCCAGUCUCCCAGAGUGGUGAUUCAGCCGGACAUGUACCCAGGGAACUGCUGGGCUUUCAAAGGAUCCCAGGGCUACCUUGUGGUGAGACUUUCCAUGAAGAUCUAUCCAACUGCCUUUACUUUGGAACACAUACCAAAAACUCUUUCACCAACAGGAAAUAUCACCAGUGCUCCUAGGAAUUUUGCAGUAUAUGGCCUGGAUGAUGAAUAUCAAGAAGAAGGCAAGCUUCUAGGAGAGUAUGUCUAUGAUCAAGAUGGAGAACCACUGCAGAUGUUUCCAGUGAUGGAGAAAAAUGAAGACGCAUUCCAAAUAGUGGAGCUGAGGAUUUUCUCUAACUGGGGCCAUGUGGAGUACACCUGCCUGUAUCGGUUCAGAGUGCACGGGAAACCUGCCCAAUAAUCCACACUACAGCUGGGGGUGGCUGCUUUGUACAUUUUGUUCCUAAUCUGUAUAUACUGGGAAGCCUACAACACUGGAAUCUGUAAAGGACGAGGAUGCAAGAUGCACACUGCAGAACUGUUGAUCCUCUGAUAAAGGCAGAAGACUGUCAGCAGAAAUGUAUAAACCCCAAUUUUAACUUACUCUAAGGCUCAGCUUGUAAUUGCCAGUUUGCUUCAUAUUUCUGUGUCCAUGCUGAGAGAAACAAUGCAUGCAAACAGCUCUGGUUCAUAAAGCCCAGUUGACAAACAGGUGACACACGUUUUAUUACAAAUGAAUGUAUAGGUUUUUUAAAAAGAAUAAACCACACUUUCUGCAACUAGGAAUCUGUUCUUUUUUAAUCCAGGACUCAAGCAUACUUUUGCUAGCUUGGCACCAUAAGCCAAAAACUGUGGUACAUUUUGAACACUGACUGUGGCUAAAGGUGUCCUUCAGUUGACAGUUGGUUGUAACCUUUUUGGUGGAUCCAAAAGGGCUUCUUUGCUACAUGUUGAAUAUAAUAAAUACUACUGUCAGGGAAAGCUAACACAACCAAAACCAGUUUCAACACCAGCGACUGAGAAUGCUUUACUGUAAUUUGUGGCCGUGAAUUGCUCUAAAAGUCAGGGAUAACUUCAGUUACUUAAAGUUAUUUUAAGGGUUUUUACCAUGGCAACUUGGCCAGUUUGUUCUUUUUUUAGUGUCAAUCCCACAUCGACCUUGAUGUACUGACUGACGGGCUCGGAGCUGAUAAGCCUGCUGAAUUGCUCAGUAAACACUGCUGUACAGCAGCUGCACUACCUUACUUUGUCCAAAGUGGGACAAGAUUUCCUUAGACUGGUUGAUUGUUAUUCUCCUUUUGUACUGUGAGAAUUCAGUGUAGAAAACAAGCCUGAAGCAAUUCUCGCUGCGUCACAGUUACCAGAGGGACUCGAGCUCAGCGCUGCUGGUGCAAACACGGGCAUUCCUGAUCCUCCCCAAAGCCUUAGUCGGGUACCAGAGGAGUAGAGUUGCUCUUGGAAACAACAUUUUCACAUAGAACAAGGUGAAACUGCUUGUUGCCCCCCUUAGCCUUGCUGCUUUGAAGAUCCUUUUUGGAAAAGAUUCCUGAAAUUCACUCGUUUGCAGAAUUUUUAUCUUGCUGUUCCUAGUGCAUUUUGUAGUUACACAGAACUGUUACACAUGGACCUGCUGACUGGUUUUCUGAAUUGAGUUAUGUAUGUUGCACAACAGUCCUCGAAUGUUUGAAAUACAAAGUCUCCAUGUGAAGAACUGUUUUUCACUCGACCUAGAGACAGAACCUAUGGCCUACGCAGAGGAGUAGAUGACACAUGUACAGGUGUUUUCAUAUUAUAGGUCACAUAUUUAAAAUUAGAAUUAUCCUGUAUAAAUUGAAAUUAGGUAGCUGGGGGGGAAUAUUUUGAAUAACACUAACUUAUUUUUAAAAAAGCAAGAUAGGACUUUGUGCAAUGUAUUUUUGUAAAUGCUUUUCAAAAUGUCUGUUAUUCUUUGCUGCCUCCAAACUGACAAGAUGCUAUUGAGAUGUUUAAAUAAAGAGUUUUAAUUUUUGAAA